This is a messenger RNA of Alternaria rosae, 2218 nucleotides long. RefSeq names its product camp-dependent protein kinase A. Bases 343 to 1776 code for a protein of 477 amino acids. The transcript has 3 exons. The record is from RefSeq and is a predicted model, not a curated record. NCBI's taxonomy places the organism in Eukaryota, Fungi, Ascomycota, Dothideomycetes, Pleosporales, Pleosporaceae. Gene Ontology annotation, cellular component: cAMP-dependent protein kinase complex; nucleus. Gene Ontology annotation, molecular function: cAMP-dependent protein kinase activity; ATP binding. Gene Ontology annotation, biological process: peptidyl-serine phosphorylation.
CUUUGAUGAGCCGCAGGCGUCAUGUUGCCAAUGCCGCCCGCUCGUGGUAGCUGCGACGCUUCUUCCCCGCGAGCGAGCGUCUACUGUCUAGCCCAACCUCCACCCAUCACCUAGCCCAAAGCCUGCCUCGCCCGCCCACGCCGCAAACACUCCUACGCUGCUCUGCUGAUGCCCGCGCAUCUGCACACCCACUGCCCCUGAGCGCAUCGCCUGCUGCCGUCUGCGCCGCGCCCCCGUCCCGAGCUCCCCGCGCAUUCCUGGCCGCUGAGUGCUUGAGAUCGCCCGAGCUGCGUCGAGGAACAGGCAGGGCCGCGCCGCCGCAUUCCUCGCGCCGCCCCUCCAAUGCCGACUCUGGGCUUCCUCAAGAAGAAGCGGACGAAGGACUCGAACGGCUCCAAGGACCUCGAUUCGCCGACGUCGCCCGUUAAGGACGCCCACUCGCCCAUCACGCCCACGACAUCGCGCAAGUCGGGCUCCUUCCACCUGCACAAGACCAAGACCAACGAGUCGCUGACCAACACGGCGAGCAACACCAGCUCCACGGCCCCGGCCGCGCCUGCCGCCACCAGCAAGCCGUCCGACUCGAUGAACCCCGCCUACGCCCAGCAGCAGCAACACCAGCCGCCGACGCCCUCGCACAAUGUCCCUAGCAUACAGAACCUGAUACACCCGAACAACACGCCCUCGCACCCCGCCGCCCCGAAGCAUGCCGGCGCUGUGCAGUUCCAGACGCAGCCCCUCAACCAGGCGCGUGUCACCAAGGGCAAGUACUCGCUGACCGACUUCACCAUCCAGCGCACCCUCGGCACUGGCAGCUUCGGCCGCGUCCACCUCGUCCAGUCCAAGCACAACCAGCGCUUCUAUGCCGUCAAGGUGCUCAAGAAGGCCCAGGUCGUCAAGAUGAAGCAGGUCGAGCACACCAACGACGAGCGGCGCAUGCUGCAGCAGGUCAAGCACCCCUUCCUCAUCACCCUGUGGGGCACCUUCCAGGAUUCCAAGAACCUCUACAUGGUCAUGGACUUUGUCGAAGGAGGCGAGCUGUUUAGUCUGCUGCGAAAGUCUCAGCGCUUCCCCAACCCCGUCGCCAAGUUCUAUGCUGCAGAGGUUACGCUCGCACUCGACUACCUGCACUCGCAUAACAUCAUCUACCGCGACCUGAAGCCUGAGAACCUGCUGCUAGAUCGCCAUGGUCAUCUCAAGAUCACCGAUUUUGGCUUCGCGAAAGAGGUCCCCGACAUCACAUGGACGCUGUGCGGUACACCUGACUACCUGGCGCCAGAGGUUGUCGCGUCAAAAGGCUACAACAAGUCCGUCGACUGGUGGUCACUUGGCAUUCUCAUCUUCGAAAUGCUCUGCGGCUUCACUCCCUUCUGGGACGGUGGCUCCCCCAUGAAGAUUUACGAAAAUAUCCUCAAGUCGAGAGUCAAGUACCCACCAUACAUCCACCCCGAUGCCCACGACCUGCUGCAGAAGCUCAUCACACCCGACCUCACCAAGCGACUGGGCAACUUGCACGGCGGCAGCAAGGACGUUAUGAACCAUCCCUGGUUCGCCGAAGUAACGUGGGACCGACUACAAAAGAAGGACAUUGAUGCACCCUACGUGCCACCUGUGCGAGCUGGCGUUGGCGAUGCCAGCCAAUUCGAUAAGUAUCCGGAGGAGACAGAGGCAUACGGUCAGGCAGGAGAUGACCCGUGCGUGCAGAGUCCUCCUUAUACUGUAGACCACAUUCUGACGUGUCCGAAUAGCCACGGGCACCUAUUUCCCGACUUUUAAACCCAUAAUCGAAAAGAGAUACGAUAUGCCUCUCCUUCAGAAUCCAACUAGGCACGGCGAUCCUGGUCUAGUACCCGUCGAAAGUCCGCGCCAUUCGUCCUACCGUACUUCUCUGACCUUGACCCUCUCUAUGCUUUAUCUUCGCGCGACCCUGAUGCGCGUGGAAUCCCUCAUUGUCUAUUACUACUCCUACCUGGUGAUUGCUGGGUGCCAUUGGAUAUGGUUCUGUGUACAUUGAUGGGCAUGUAUGACGGUGCAUAAUUGUUCAACAGUAACCGCCCGAUCGAGCGCGGUGAUUAAAUUAGUAAUACGGAAACCUUGGCUGGCUCUCUAUCCUGAACUUUCUGUCUCGCUAUGAGAGAUGAUGCCUGUAUUAAAACGAAGAAACGACGAGCAAUGCAAAACUUGAGCCGAGAAUCAUCCUCGUUCGCUAGCUAUCGAU